Molecule: messenger RNA, 2430 nt
Organism: Exophiala viscosa
Lineage: Eukaryota; Fungi; Ascomycota; Eurotiomycetes; Chaetothyriales; Herpotrichiellaceae
Product: kinase-like domain-containing protein
Exons: 4
Coding region: 1-2430 (809 amino acids)
Biological process (GO): mitotic DNA damage checkpoint signaling; protein phosphorylation
Cellular component (GO): nucleus
Molecular function (GO): ATP binding; protein serine/threonine kinase activity
Source: RefSeq, a predicted model, not a curated record
AUGGCACGCAAGUGGACUAUAUCACUAGGGGCGCUGCCAACCUCCCAGGGUCGCCCUCAAUGUGACGUACUUUACCAUGCUUACACCCAUUACAUCCUCUACAGCGACGACGGACGUGCCCGCAUCUACGCUGUUCUACUCCUGCUUUACUUCAAAUCGACUACUUUGUCCAAAGUUUUGGCCUGUCUCAUUCUGUUUCCCUGUCUUGUUCUCACCACAUUGCGAACCUUACGAUACUUCGAGAUACAAUGUCUCCGAAAAGACGUCCUGGUCCGGUUCUGCCCGCUCCUCAACGCUCGUCUGGCUUGGAUGUGCCGGCCUCUGACCGCUUGUGUCGCCGUGGUCUCGUCGCACACCUACUUUCUAUGCUCUCAGCACGAUGAUACGAGCUACACUUUUCAGCACCGCUUAGCUACACGACUUACUGUCACUACGAUGUUUCUUCUCCAUCUCUGUGGUGCCAUUGCCGGUCUGCUGCGGCGUGCUCUGCGAAAAUAUCGCCAUGUCUUCUCGAUUUACUCCUGGAAGAUGCAAACUGCAAUGCUCCCCCGACUGUGGCUCGAUAUCGGAAAAUUCUAUCAAGCUGUACUCGACUUCACAUCUGUCUUGCAUGGGCAUCUGGAAGUGGGGCAGUAUGAACCCAAAGAUCUCCCUAAAAUUCUUUCCGAGAUUCAGAAGCAUGGAAUUGUCGUACAAUACCUUGGUCAAGGGGAUCUUACCGAAGUGGUGAAGGUGGAACCCCAAUUUGAGAAACCUUUUGCGCGGAAACGCCUGAAAUGCUCGACCCUGGACGACACUGAAAUCCGUCCGGAGGCCGAGGAAGUCAUUCGACACGAAGCAGAAAUAUGGCAGUAUCUCACACAAUUCCCUCACUCCCAUUUUCCUACCUUGCGAGCGAAUCAUUCUGACGACAAUCCUCCAUGCUUCGACUACUGGCCAGUAGGUAGUGAGAGAAAUUUGGAGGAUUGGUUGCAACACCACUACGACAUCAGCAGUCCAGACCGAGUUGUCAAAACGAUCAUGUUAGGAUGGUUUGGUUGUGUCCGAAGUAUUAUGGUGCACCUUCAUGAGGUUGCCCACAUCCUGCACUGUGAUAUCAGACCCAGCAAUUUGAUCAUAUACGACAACCAUCUAUACCUGAUCGACCACAGCAAAAGUCGAGUAUUGACAGAGGAAUCUCACUACACCUAUGAUGAAAAGAUUGGCGUGACACGAUACAGUGCUCCUGAAGUAACUAGUCAAAUCACGAAAGGCUUUCCUGUCGACGUCUUCUCCUUUGGCAUUAUCUUCCUCUAUUUGUUGGUGACGCUCUGCGGGAAGGACCCGAGCGUAAUUACGAGCGAAGGCUUCAAAGAGACAAAAUACUUCCGUCAUCCUGCAAAGCAGCGUUACGUUGUCGAAAAGCUAUUGCCAAGUCUACAAUACGACAAAAUCCAGCCAGUCUGUACUCGUGCCGAUUUUGACGCGUUGAAGAAUGUCAUCAUCCAGAUGAUGCAGACCAAACCUGAGGACCGACCUUCGGCAUCUGCCAUCACACUUCCUAUGGCUUGUCAGGCAUACUGCUGUUCAGGAUCUCAUCCGGUCCUCCACGACAAGGUAGAGAAUACUAGGUCCAGCAUCUUACACGACGAACAAGCUGAACUCCAAACCCCACGAGAUUGUCAGCUGCCAUCUCUUCAGAUCCCAUCGAUUGUCAUUGAACGACAACCUCAAAUAAGCCAGCACAGACGCACGCUUACUCCGUCCACGCUGGUUUCAGAGCCAUCUUUCCAGUUCUCUCAAGCCACGACCGACGACUCGGCAUUGUCGACAGCCUCGUCGCUUGGAUACGAAGAUGGAAUGCCUCCUCCCCCAAAGCAAGAUGUCACGGCCACACCUCGAAAGCUGCAGGCAGGACUCCAAGAAGAUCUCGCUCAUACGGCCGGUCCUUGGGCAACUCAAACACCAGAUAGAGGCGUUGAUCAGACAGACAUGAAGCUCAAGCGCCCGCCAUUCGCCAGCCGGCGCGUCGCAGAUGCUCUCAAAACCAUAAAAGAUGCGGAUAGGCCUUUCAUUGUCCAUCCGUCCAAGAGAGCAAGAGAACUUUGGAGACAAACGCCAGUGGAGAGUCCAAAAGCAAAAUACAGCAGACGAAGCGAGCAAUAUGGUCCAUGCACUCCGGCUUUGCCUGCCGACUCUGCAAACCCUGCUGGACUCGUGGAGACCCCACUAAGAACUAUGGAGCUUGACCUCUUCGAGGAGCUCGUUCUGGAAGUGGGCGAGGGAGAGCCCACUUUUGUUGAAGGUCCCAUCAGAAGGGGCUUGGAGUUUGCGAAGCGUGCGAGCGUGCAAGAAGUCAAGUUCGACUUCAGCGAUACGCUUGGAUUGGUCCCCAGUCGUCAACCCACUUGGCCCCCCAACCAGCCAUCGCUCAAUAUCGCUUGCACCUAG